GUUUGUGCGUGCCUCUCAUAUGUAACAUUCAUUUAAAAUGCAAUUCUUGAUAAGUGUAUGUUGUUAAAGUAUUUGUGGAUAUGUAUGUAAUGACGCGGCUCGUGCAAGGGGCAGAGCCGCGCAUAAACUGAUCAUUUGGUCGCACCAGUGAAAGCGGUCAGGGCCAAAGACAAAGCGCGCUGAAGAAGACACAGGCAAAGCCCAAGCCUCCGCCUGUCUAAGACACCCGCGAGAAAGUGAGACAGAGAGACACGCAUCAGUUUAGUGCGCGCUCUCGGGUUAACGUGCACAAAGCACAAACUUUACUCUCUCUCUUCCUUUUUUAAAAACAAAAUAAGCACAGUCUUACUUAAAAAUGUGGAUAAAACAACAGAUUUAGAUUUCCCUGUCUUAAUAGUUAUACACAAACACAUUUAAAUGAAUCCCCUUACAUAACAUUUUUUUUUCAAAUAAAAAACACACUGAACAAAUCCUUACAAUGACACAAUGAAUAAAUAAAUAGAAUGAUGUCUAAUGCACAAGCACUGCUAUGCCCCCAUGGCCACAUCUUUUUUUUUGAUGCUGGGGGGGAGGUGAGAGGAGAGCAGAAGCUGAACAGCGUUAACAUGCAUUGCCUUUACAUCCACAUCCUUGGCAUCAGCUGGAAUGAUAAAUUGCCCAAUGGCCAGGUUCUGGCCCACGCUAACCUUUGUACAUUCUGCUCAGACAAUACAGACUACGCUUGCUUGUCCCUAUGCACUAUACAGAAGAUGGCCGGAUUGCCAAGGACAUUUUCUUUUGUUGAGCUGGCUUUCUGGAAAAAGACCCCAAGGUUGCCCCCACUGCAGUACAAAUAUGCCUGCAAGCACUACAUAAAAGCUCUUGACAUUACGACAGAAAACUGGAAAGAAACCAACAAGGCCUAACAAAAAAGGCCUACAUUCUGUCCAUCAUCAUACCAUGGAAAUUUAUCCUUUUCAUAAGUUGAGCUGCCUGAAUUCAAUCUCUGACUUUUUAUAUUUUGUAUGCAACUGUUGUUGAAUAUUUUUGUCUACCCCAAUUUUUAGCAGUCAUUCCACGUUGCUCCACAGAGAUCUUUUUGUAGCCAUAGUUGUUCGUGUACAUAGAGGGAGUAUGGAUAGUCGGUUUAAAAGUAGACUCAAGACGCAUCUCUUUAAUCUGGCAUAUGCGUAACUCAUCCCAUAACUUCAUACUUCAGUACAUCUAUCCUGAAUGGCAACUACGCUAAUUCUCUCCAUCUGUUUUGUACUUUUCUACCCAUCCUGAGGCAUCUGGAGAUUGUACCAGCUUCAGUAGACAAAGGCCAACCCUGCGAGGUUCCUGAGGCAUCCAGAGAAGGACCAGCUCCAGCUGGAUUCUGCCUUAUUAUGGUUGGAGCUACACAUCCUGCUCCUGUGCUCCCAGUGAUCCAGACCCCAUCUGCCCUCUGCACCUACUGACUCAUCCCUUUGCUUGCUGAUUUCACUUCUACCAGUAACACAUGCUCAUGUGAGUCCUAAAGCUGUAGUGUUCAUAGAACCUCAUUCACAUGUCUACAAAGAAGACCUAGUUAUCCUCAGAUGUGACAUACAGGAAGAAGGAGAUGCUAAGUGGACAUACAGCUGGUAUAAGGACAAUAAGAUUAUCCCCCGUAAUAUAUUCCAUGAAUUGUUAGAAGACGACACAAUGCAGAAGUACAUCAUAUUUUCUGCUGAUGACUCUGACAGUGGAUACUACACAUGCAGAGGGCAGAUAAAUGACUCUCAGACCUCAGUGAUCAGUGAUGUUGUUACACUGACUGUAUCAGAGAAACCACUGCCAGUAGUGAGUGUAUCUACACAGAGCUGGCUAAAUGAGGCAGACUCAGUGAUUCUAAGAUGUGAAAUUACAGACUUCCAUACUGACUGGAUAUUCAGCUGGCACAGAAAUUAUGAAGAAAUCAGAGACAGUCAUGGAGAGAUCAUGUAUGGAGACUCCUACACUAUCAGUCAUACCACUCAUAAUCACACAGGAGUUUAUUUCUGCAGAGCAGAAAGAGAAAAAUCAUCUAUGAGAUUUACAGCCAAUCAGCAGCCACUAUGGAUCACUAGUGAAUCUCCUCCAGUCACUAUAAUCAUCAAUCCCAACAGAACUCAACAUUUUACUAAUGACUAUCUCUCACUGAGCUGUGAGGACCAGAGUCACUCUACUGGAUGGACAGUGAGACGAUUCACCCACAGUGGAGUGUUCAAUUUUUCAUUGUGGGAAUCACAUACAUAUUUAUUAGAUUUUAUAUGGUGGCAAGUAAUCUCGGGAUCUACAUAUGAAACCAGCUCCCUCUCCACAUCCCACACUGGAGUUUACUGGUGUGAGUCUGAAUCUGGAGGAAACAGUAAUCCUGUCAACAUCACAGUGCAUGAUGGUGAUGUGAUCCUGGAGAGUCCUGUCCAUCCUGUGACUGAGGGACAUCCUCUGACUCUACGCUGUUUACAUCGCAACACAAAGUCCUCAACCCUCCAAGCUGAUUUCUAUAAAGAUGGGUUAGUUCUCCAGACACAGACUACAGGAGAGAUGAUCAUCCAUAAGGUCUCAAAGUCAGAUGAAGGUUUCUACCACUGUAAACACCCAGAGAGAGGAGAAUCACCGAAAAGCUGGGUCUCAGUCAGAGGUUUAGGUUCAUUGGCUGUUGAAGAUUUACCUGGUGUUAAAGGUUCAUCACAUAUAUUAAGUGUGUCAGAGCUUGAAGAGCCAAAAGGUGUAAAAGGUUUAGAUGCUGGAUCACGUGUAGAAGCUCCAUUGUCAGUGCUCAUGCUUAUCAGUAGUGUUGUGACGGCCUCUCCAUAUCUGGUGGUGACCAUCAUUCUGCUGCUCAAAUGUUACAGAGCUCGGGCUCACACUGAUGGAGAACAAAUUGAGAAUGCAGUCACAGAGGACUGAGUGAAGUUCAUCAAUAAAAAGAAAAUGCAUUUACCGUAGAAAUCAUUUCAUAUUUUAAUUUUGUGUUCAACAUAUUUUUUUAGAUAAAUAAUGGUGAUUUUUCAAUUUAGUAUCAUGUUGUUAGUAGUACAGUAUAUUUUCAUCUGCCUGCAUUUGUUUAGCUAAAGCCUGCAAACCUUCUCAUGAUUUAAAAGAUAACAUGUAUAUUGUCAGAAAAAAAGGUUAUACAGUAUGUUGCUAGUGCUAACUGCUAAAUAAAUAAAAAUUAACAGAAUAAAUAUUAUAAAAAUUGAUAGUUAGGAAAAGUAGUUAAUAGUGGUGUGUUUUGGAGAUAAAGCUAUGUUUCUAAAAGCGGAUAACCAAAUUAAAAUGUACAGUAUAUGGGUAAACAACUGAAUCUGGUUGUAGUGAUGUAAGAAGUACAGGUAAUAUAAUGAGAAAACUAACAUGAUGCUUUUUAAUUAACAGUAUGAUUUAUUAUGUUGUAUUGUUCAAAAGAUAAUAAUAAAAUUAAUUUAAAGAUAA
Molecule: messenger RNA, 3420 nt
Organism: Clarias gariepinus (North African catfish)
Lineage: Eukaryota; Metazoa; Chordata; Actinopteri; Siluriformes; Clariidae
Product: titin-like
Exons: 8
Coding region: 1666-2895 (409 amino acids)
Biological process (GO): cell surface receptor signaling pathway
Molecular function (GO): transmembrane signaling receptor activity
Source: RefSeq, a predicted model, not a curated record